Messenger RNA from Mucor mucedo, 8268 nucleotides. RefSeq lists its product as uncharacterized. Gene Ontology annotation, biological process: peptidyl-serine phosphorylation; phosphorelay signal transduction system. Gene Ontology annotation, cellular component: cytoplasm; nucleus. Gene Ontology annotation, molecular function: protein serine/threonine kinase activity; ATP binding. NCBI's taxonomy places the organism in Eukaryota, Fungi, Mucoromycota, Mucoromycetes, Mucorales, Mucoraceae. The coding region runs from base 238 to 8172 and encodes 2644 amino acids. The record is from RefSeq and is a predicted model, not a curated record. The transcript is spliced from 7 exons.
UACAUAUCAAUCCCUAAAUUUACUAUGGUUACUUUUACUUUUUUCCAAAAGGGGUGUAUCACCAGUACAUCCUAUUAUAAGCUUUGGAGAAAGAGGGCGAGACCUUCGCAGCGGAGCCGAAUGGUAAAGUAGUAACCACAGUAAGAUCGCUGUAAAAUCGCUGAAAUGUAAAUAAAAAUAAAAUGGUGUGACGUGUUGGGAAAAGUUGAUUUUUCCUUUCUUUCAUAUAACACCUCAAUGACUGAAAAAAAGCAUAAAGCGUUUGAAGAAAAUAUACCAGAUUUGUUGCAAUCUUCAGAAAGAAGAACCGAUGCCACAUCAGCAGAAAUCACUCCCUCAGCCUCUUCUUCUUGUGCAAAGUUACGAAGUGUACCGAUUCCGCAAACACUCAUUUUAAAGAGACGUACAAGUAAAUCGUCUAUUUCUUCAGUGGAUGACCAUAAUGAAGUCCUUGAAAAUUAUCCUACUUCACCCACCGGUUCCAUAUCAGGAGGAGAUUUAUCACACAGAAAAUCAUUUUUAUUCGACAUAGACUACAACAGUAGCAGUCCAGGCAGCGACGAUAUGUAUCAUCGUUCUCCUCCUCCGCCUUUACCAUUAUCCAACCCGAGAUAUUCCUCUCCUCCAGCAGGUAGUGGAGGUAAAUAUAUGGUUAGGUCCAAACGAGCAAGCUGGAUCGAUGGUUCUUCUUGUAUGACACCGUAUGAUUCCACUCCUUCAACUCCGUUAACCCAGCCUCAGUCAAAGAUACCACCUCUCGUAUUACCCAAAUCAAUUGACGAUACCUCUUUAAAAUCCGGCUCAUUAUCUAAAUUACGUGAAGAUAGACAAUUUCAAUACCAUUCGCCUAGACGUGAAAACUCGGUUGACAGCGCUGCUCCUUUAUCCGCGUCCUCUUCAACCACAGAAAGGAUACAAGAUGACACCGAAGACUUAUCCUUCAGAAGAUCAUCUGCUCAUGAAAGAAAGACUUCGGCGUCUUCCAUCAUUACUGAUUCAAGUUUAGCUAGCGAAGAAAUUUAUUCCCCAGUAUCAUCUCCUCACCGGCACAAAAGCACAAGCAGUAAUGGUCCUCGUUCUGCAUCCGCAUCACCAUUAGUCGCACACGCUCAAUCAUCUACCUCGACACCACACACACCUUAUGCACCCACACACAAAUCAAGACGUCGUUCAUCCAUGAGCAUGCUUCGAAAUAUUCCUAGUUCAGAACUAGCCGAUAUCAUCAGUGGCAAUUCACCUAAUCCCAUCUUGGAAACACCUCCUGCUGAUCUCAUGCAACAGCAACAUCCGUUUUCUUCGAUAGAUCCCAGUGAGGAACCCAGUCAUACACCUGAGGGUGCACCCGUCAAACACUCGAUCCAAUCGCUAUUAAGAAAGCAGCUUUCGAGUAAACGUAAACCCAUGAGAGAUCGUCGCUCUUUACCAAACAUCGAUGGCCGACCUAAUGAAGCUGAUAAAGAUGUAAUUGAAAUGAAUUUGGAUUCAGGAAGUGUAGCAUCUGAUGAGCAAUCGCACGGAUUUGACAUCUCUUCGCAUGAGGGCGCAAGUCCUGUAUACCCUGCCAUGCUAUUAAAUGAGACCAAACCCAAUCGUAAAGACUUUUCCCCCACUUGUCUCUCUCGCACUUCUGUGCCUGAUAUGUCAAGUUGGCAUACUGAUGAUCAUUAUGGCGAUUACUUCAGUAAUAAACCCGUUAGAAGUACUGCUUCUUCCGCUGCAUUAUAUGGAAAAACAGAUGCUUCUCAACAUAGUAAACCUUUAUUAACAUCAUCUUCAUUGUACGGUGCCCAUUAUUCAAAUUCAGGGUCCGACGAAGACUAUGCAAAGAAAUUGUUCAUGUCAAGAUCAGCCAAAGUAAAACGUUGGUGCAGUCUGAAAGUGGAUGGAAUGGAAGAAAAGUUUCAGAAUAUACAUAGACGAAGUAAUAGUGCAGGAAGCUCCAGUAGCGUCCCAACAAGACGUUUCUCGGCACAGACUUUACGCCGAUAUCCUCAAGAUGAUUGCCAUAUGCCCACCAUUAUGGUCACAACCGCGGAUGAACGUAAAGAUGAAUCAGAUCAAAAGAUGGUAAAUAAUGUGCCUUGGGUAGAUUGGUUAGAAGAAUACAAGAUAAUCAAGGCAAGAGAAAUCCGAAGAAGAUCCUCUACACAACAUGAUAUGGAAACAACAGCAUCAGAAGCAGUGCGUCGUCAAGAGGAGCCUAAACCAUCACCUUCCACUUCGACGACAACGAAUGCUAGUGGUAAAUCAGACUCGGUCGUAAAUCGUGUUCUGUCUAAUUGGUGGAACACUGUCAAAAUUGGCGCCGAACAUUAUUCUAACCAUAAGCAUGACGAAUCUCAUCACAAUCCACUCAACAAACUAAAAAAUAUGCCCGUCUUGAGCCAUUUCAAACAUAACGAAGAGAAGCAUCACAAGCCGACAAAGAGAAUGUCGGGAGGAUUUCAGUUACCCAAAAAAUCUCACACCCCUUCACUCAUCUCCAUGCCUCCUCCAGCAGAGGAAGAAAAUCAACAUCAUUUGAAUAAAAACUCAUUGAAUCUCUCGUUGGAUUUACAUGAUUUGCAACAUCCACUGGAAGGAAAAAUAAAGCCCUUCUUAGUCGACACAACAGCACCCGCUAGUAGACGAUGGUCCACCACAAAAGAUAGUAUGGACAUGGACAGCAUAUCACCCAUUUCCAUGCAACAUGAUACUAGUGAGCAUUCAUCCCUUCCUGAUAGCCCAUCGACCUUGACUCAACUUACAAAAGUACCCAGAAACCCAAUUACUCAAAAGAGUCUUGCUAAACGUGUUGGUUAUCGAUUUUAUAAUCCUGGGAACCGUAUGGGUACCUUUGGCCAGUUAAGUCAUAUAUUUGGUUCACAAUCUGAUGAAACGGACACAAAUUCAACUAUACGUAUUCAACACUCGAUCAAAUCAAGGCUGCAGUUUGCUAAAGAAGCAUGCAAUGCAGAACUAAGACAAAUCAUUGAUGGAUUAAAUGAAUAUGUCGAAAGAGGAUUACAAUAUGUGGAAGAUAUGGAUGCCAUUUUAGAAGAGGGUAUGCAUUCAGUAGGAAGUCUGGAUACAGAAGAGGAAGAAGAAGACGAGAACACAUACACUCAUCCGCUGCCCAGGGUACUUGAAAUAGACGAAACACCAUCUCCACCAAACGGCAAAGCACAUUCAAACUCUUCCAGCAUGAAUAGUCUACCUCAUAAACGUACGUUAUCAUCAGCUAUGGAUGAAAACGAGUUUUUAUCGCCCAAUCACAAACACCACACCGGCUCACCCUCACCUAUAGCGGCUGCUGUCGUUGUACCGGACGACAGCGAACAACAACAUACAAUGGUUGCCUUUAUUUCGGAAGAUUCUUAUUUACCUACUCCAUUUAUAUUGACCUUACAAGAUUUGAUCACAGUUGCUCAAAAUGUGAUGGAUACUUCGUUAGACGAAAUCAUUGAAACAAAUGGUGCUUGUGCAGAGGCCGUAGCAAACAUUCAAGUCAUUGGAUCUCGAUGGGAUGAUCAUCCUGAAUGGCCAUGUCGUGAGUGGUAUGUACGCUUGUUACUAGGUAUUGCUGCAUUAAACCGUGUUGUGGAAUGGUGGGCUGCGGAACGAGGCUUUUGGUCUGUCACAGGUCCCUCUGUUGCCGCCAGCGAUACAGAUGAUAUGGAUACCAUCAGCAAUCUUUCGAAAAUGGAUGAAACCGAUGAUGAAGAUGGACACAUGUCUAUUGAUGAAAUAUCUAAUAGCCCUAGAAAGUUUCCUUCGCGACUGGAUAAUGAUUCUAUGAUCUCGCAUGAUACGAGAUCGCCUAUAUUUGAAGAAAUGGACGAUGAAGAUCGUGAGCAGUUUGGUAGCUUACAACUUCAGGCGGAAGCUGAAAGAAGCCAGAAUUCCACCAUUAUUGUAGAGCUUAGUUUAGGAACUACCACAGUACGUUAUGUAAGCCCUGUCUGGUUCGAUGUUGUUGGUACGGACCCACAAUCAGUUAUUGGUCAUAGUGUCACUCGUUUGCUUUCUAUUGAUGAUAGCAAGAUAUUCAGCAAUGCUACUGAAGAACUGCUAGCCGACAAUUCCCACACUGUAGAAGUGCGAUUUAACGUGAUAGGUGCUGAAGGCUCACAUAUCGAGAUGGAAGGAAAAGGUAUGCUCAUGUGUAACAGAGUCACCAACGAACCCAGCCAUACCAUGUGGGUAAUGAAACCCGUUGUUCCUCGACGCUGGUCUAUCGUUGAUAUGUCCCUAACGCCUCGUGCUGAUAAUAAAUCUGGGUGGCUAGACCAUAGCCCCACACAACCCGAUUUUAUACUAAAAGAUGAACCUGUUACUGCUGAAGAGCAACGUGCUAUGAUGAGAAAUCGGUCUAAAUCAGAACCUGCCAUUCACACCCCACCAUUCCUACCGGCUAUUAAAGACGCCAUGGUUGAGGAGGAUGCGGAUCAAGAAGGUGUGCCAGUUUCACUUUCCAGUUUGAUGUCUUUACCGCCUGUACUAUGCCGUGUGUGCGAAAGAUGGGUGGUAGCAGCGUUCUUCGAACAACAUUCAGAGCUUUGUGUAGAAAUUCACCAGAGUGAGAUGGAUGUCAACGGUUGCAACGAUAGUCUGAUGGAAAUUAAACACCUUAUUCACGAACGAAUUGAAAACACAAAACAGGAGAUUGAAGAAUUGUCAUCAGAAAACUCUGAAGAUCAAGAAGCUAUUCCGGAGCAAGAAGAAUCUGAUGACGAUAAUGAUUCGAUUUUCGGUGAUCAUCUACCCUUAGAGGAAGCCAUUCAUCCGCUGGAAGUCAAAAAGGGUGAACUGGAAUUAUAUAAUGAUCUUUUAGAAAUUUUGGAUGUUUCCUUAAGUAUAUCUAUGCCAGGUACGGUAGAGGAUGGUGUAGGUAAUAUUGAGGCUGAUGGUUCAGAUUCGGAUGAUAAACAUUCACAGUCGCCACGAUCUAAAGAUAAAAUGGUUCAGAUUUUGUAUUGGCGGCCACCCACAACGGAUGAUCCUGCAUUAGCAGCACUUGUAAAAGAUGUGGAGGAAUUGACCAGAGGUAAGGUCGAUGCUGUGAACCGAAUGCGCGAUCGAUUGGACUAUAAUAGUCGAAUUCGAGCCGAAUUUCAAAAGAAUACCAACCAAGAAGAUCAUUGGACAGAGUUUGUGUUUGAUUCCUCUGAGGAAAAAAAAUCAGAUGAUGGAAACGAAAACACAACGGAAGAGCAACAGCCUGUCGAUGUCAAAGUUAGCAGGAACGAAGAUUUACAUCCAACACAUGCACGAAAGAGCUUGAUUAAUCGAAUAAAGUCUUGGAGGCGACGUCGCUCUACAGGUAUCGCUUCUCGGUUAUCACGAAAAUUGAAGUCGAUUACACCUGAUACUACAAACACGCCCAUCGUCGAAAUGGAGACAAUAGAAACGCCUAUUGGAUCGCCUGGCCUUCGUCCUAAGGGUUCUCCUAGCAUUCAUAAGGAUCAUGUAUCAUCUGGUUCACGCACCCCAAAUAGUGUAUUAGGAAAGCCACCUUCUUCCCCACUUCAUGCUCCUGUUGCCUCCCGUCCUACUUUUCCUAGCAUUAAAGAUUUUGAUAUCAUCAAGCCUAUCAGUAAAGGUGCAUUUGGAUCGGUAUUUUUGGCAAAGAAACGUACUACAGGAGAUUAUUAUGCUAUUAAGUUCUUAAAAAAGUCUGACAUGAUUGCCAAAAAUCAGGUCACAAAUGUCAAGGCUGAACGUAUGAUUUUGAUGUCGCAAACUGAUAGUCCAUUUGUCACCAAAUUAUAUUAUACAUUUCAAUCUAAAGAUUACUUGUACCUCGUUCUGGAAUACCUAAAUGGUGGCGAUUGUUCGGCGUUGAUCAAGGUUAUUGGGAGUUUACCUGAAGACUGGACUCGAAACUACCUUGCUGAAGUCACGCUCGGUCUAGAAUAUUUGCAAAGUAAAAAUGUUAUUCAUCGUGAUCUUAAACCCGAUAAUUUACUGAUUGAUCAUAACGGGCAUUUGAAGUUGACUGAUUUCGGUCUAUCCAGAAUAGGUUUUUUGGAUCGUCGUGUGAGGGAUGAGUUAACCACAGUAUCCUAUCAUGAUAGAGUUCAGCCUAUUUCUCCGGCGCCUUCCAGAUCGGGCACACCUCCGCAGUCUCCUAAUGAAGUGCCGUCCACACCUAACGGAGGUGCUUAUCGACAUUCUUACUUUAGUUUGUUAUUUGAUCAGGGCCAUAGCUCACCAUCUACACCAUAUUCUGGCACUGUAAACAAUGAAGAAGCUGUAAUCAAUCCUGCUUCCCCUGAAAGUCGCAAUCAUGAUCAUAAUCAUCGUCGACACUUGUCCUCAGCAUUAUCCGAGUCAUUAUCGUCCGGUAUAACAUCGACGAGUAUCUCCAAAACAGAUAGGGGAGCCAAAGACGAUCCAUCGCCUCGUCAAGCUGUAGGAACACCUGAUUACUUAGCUCCCGAAAGUAUUUUAGGAACUGGUCAGGAUUCGAUGGUAGAUUGGUGGGCACUUGGCGUGAUUUGCUAUGAAUUUCUGUAUGGUAUCCCCCCUUUCCAUGCUGAUACACCUGAUAAAGUAUUCGAAAAUAUAUUGUCUCGGCGUAUUGAUUGGCACGAAGACGUGGUUCAAAUAUCCCCUGAAGCCCGGGAUUUUAUGGAAAGGCUUAUGACAGUAGACCCCGAGAAACGUUUAGGAUAUAAUGGGGCAGAAGAAGUUAAAAGACAUCCAUUCUUCAAAAGUAUUAAUUGGGAUACGCUGUUAAAGGAAUCGCCAUCUUUUAUUCCUCAACCCUCUGGAAUGGAAGAUACUGAUUAUUUUGAUGCUCGUGGUGCUACGAUGCAAAAUGCACCUGAAGAAAUGAAGACGCCUGGGACUUUAGACGAAUCAGCAAAGGCCCAAGUCGAACGUGCAAAAGCGAUUAUUCGUGAGCAAAAUCCAGAAAAUUUACCUCCUGUAUCUAAUAAACGUAAAUCGCUUGGCAAGGCCCCUGCAAAUGAUUAUAAACAAGACGAAGUAGAGGAAGAUUCAGAUAAUACAGAUUUUGGAACAUUCACCUAUAAAAACUUGCCUGUACUUGAAAAAGCCAAUGAAGAUAUGAUUCGAAAGAUUAGACAUGACAGCAUUUCAGCAACAGCUUUAAGUGACGCAAGUCCACCUGGAAAACUAAUUCAUCGAAAGUUCCCCUUGAUAUCUACAAAAAAAAGCAAUUUAUCUCAUGAGAAUUCGGGACAAUGUACACCCACUGGAAGUAACUAUAGCCAUUCACCAUCGUCUUCAACAUCUGGAACCCCGCUUUCAAUGUCUCCUUCUGUGUCUUCUAAACUGCAUAUGGUAUCACCUCCUGUAGGUCGUAGACCUGUUGAUUCAACUUUACCACAUAUUCCAACCAAAAUGUCUGAUAUAUCUUCGCCAUCUUCAUCUCGUGAUAGCACACCACAUCGUGCAAGAUCUUUAUCUACACCAUCAAUCGAUCCUGUGAAAGCCGCUGCUGCUGUUGCUUCGGUAUGUAAUAAUUCAUCACAAGCAAGCUCUUCUGUAACUACACCAUUACAUCAUCAUCGCCAUAGCCCUAGUGAUUUUCCUUACCAUCGCCCUAACUACCACGAUGAUGUACGUCCAACAGCAUCAACAUCCGGGGGAACUGAAUAUUUUGGCUUAAACAAAACCACAGUAUCACCCUUGGGUAAGCCCGAGCGAAAGUCAUCACUGAAUAGCUUUUCUGACCAUGCACGCACGGACUCAUCGGGAAACCGUAUAAAACCUAUAGCUUGUCUCGUUGCUGAUGAUAACCCGAUUAGUUGUAAAAUUAUCGAGACUAUUUUGCAAAUGUUGCAUUGUCAAUGUGUAAUUGUUCGAAAUGGAGCACAAGCAAUUCGAUCUGCAAUGAGUGAUGUUCGAUAUGAUAUCAUUUUCAUGGAUAUUCGAAUGCCUAUCGUUGAUGGAGAAACCGCUGCUAGAAUGAUCAAGUCCACAAACAAUAUCAACAUGAAUACACCCAUUGUUGCAGUGACAGCGUAUGAACGUAAUGUACAAUUGGCUGAUGCAUUCGAUAGCAUUUUGAGCAAGCCAGUGACGAAAGAUAUCAUAUCACAGCAAUUGAAGCAACUGUGUAGGUUGGCCACAUCAGCUCCAGUGAUAGAACCUUCUCCUUCGAAUACAAUUGCACAUCCUGAUCAUACAAAAAGUCUGUUACCUUCCAUCGGACAUCCAUAAUCUUAUUAGACUUUGUUUAAAAAUCUAGUCUAUAUAUCCUACUUUAUAAUUAUCGAUCAACGAAUAAAUAAAAUGAUUGAAAAGUAUAGUAAUUUU